Messenger RNA from Fraxinus pennsylvanica, 1977 nucleotides. The record is from the annotation of a GenBank genome assembly. NCBI's taxonomy places the organism in Eukaryota, Viridiplantae, Streptophyta, Magnoliopsida, Lamiales, Oleaceae.
AUGGCGGACUUGGUGAAGCAGAUCUUGGCGAAACCGAUCCAGUUAGCUGACCAGGUGAUAAAGGCGGUAGAUGAGGCUGCUUCAUUCAAGCAAGAAUGCGCCGAACUCAAGACCAAGACUGACAAGCUCGCCGGGCUGCUACGCCAGGCUGCACGCGCUAGCAACGAUCUCUACGAGCGCCCCACGCGCCGCAUUCUUGAUGAUACUGAACAGGUCUUGGACAAGGCGUUGGCCCUUGUCCUCAAGUGCAGAGGCAACGGCCUUGUCAAGCGAGUUUUCACCAUCAUUCCCGCGGCAGCGUUUCGCAAAAUGUCGUCACAACUGGAAAAUUCUAUCGGGGACGUGUCGUGGCUUCUACGUGUUUCGGCUUCGGCCGGGGACCGCGAUGAUGGCUACCUUGGGCUCCCUCCAAUCGCCGCCAACGAGCCCAUUUUGUGUCUUAUUUGGGAGCAGAUCGCGAUUUUGUAUACUGGGUCGCUGGAAGAUCGAUCCGAUGCGGCAGCCUCACUGGUAUCCCUGGCUCGGGACAACGAUCGGUACGGAAAGUUAAUUAUUGAGGAAGGCGGGGUGGGUCCUCUGUUGAAGUUGGUGAAGGAAGGGAAAUUGGAGGGUCAGGAGAAUGCUGCGAGUGCAAUUGGGCUUCUGGGACGAGAUCCCGAAAGCAUUGAACAUCUGAUUCACGCCGGCGCGGGCUCAGUGUUUGCAAAAAUCCUUAAAGAAGGUUCAAUGAAGGUACAAGCAGUGGUGGCUUGGGCAGUGUCUGAACUUGUUGCUCAUUACCCCAAAUGCCAAGAUCUGUUCGUUCAGCAUAACAUAAUACGAUUGCUCGUUGGGCAUCUGGCUUUCGAGACCGUGCAGGAGCAUAGCAAGUACGCUGUUGUUAGCAAAGCAACUUCAAUGCACCAAGCUGUUGUUUUGGCAAGUAAUAAUAACGCCAACGCCAAUGUGAAUAUCAGUGCGAAUAAGGGGAAUGAUUUAGACGAUUGUAGGAGUCAGAUACCACAUCCAUUAGGCAAUAAGCAGCCGCUUAAUCGGAUGCACACUGUUGUUACCAAUAGCAUGGCAUUGAAGGGACAAACCAACGGACUAAACCAGGAUAAUGUUGCGAAAAGCAAUGGCACCAAUGGCGGCGCAACGCUAAAUUCUAUUAGCAACCAUCACCACCAUCAGCAAAGUCUUUCGCUAUCUUGGGCGAGUAAUAAAGCUCGUGAAAUGGAGGACCCUGCAACCAAGGCCUAUAUGAAGGCAAUGGCUGCAAGAGCCCUUUGGCACCUCGCAAAAGGAAAUUCGCCCAUUUGCAAAAGCAUCACUGAAUCAAGAGCCUUAUUGUGCUUUGCUGUCCUUCUGGAGAAAGGAUCAAAAGAUGUUCAGUACAAUUCUGCUAUGGCAUUGAUGGAAAUCACAGCAGUAGCAGAAGAAGAUGCUGAUUUAAGAAGAUCGGCAUUCAAGCCUAAUUCACCUGCCUGCAAAGCUGUUGUAGAUCAGAUACUGAGAAUCAUUGAAAUAGGUUAUUCGGAACUGCUUGUUCCAUGUAUUAAGGCUAUUGGGAAUUUGGCUAGGACUUUCAGGGCAACAGAAACAAGGAUUAUAAGCCCAUUAGUAAAGUUGCUCGAUGAACAAGAGCCCGAAGUUUUUAGAGAAGCUUGCAUUGGGCUCACAAAGUUUGCUUGCACCGAUAACUAUCUGCACCUAGAUCACUCGAAGUCGAUCAUAAGUGCUGGAGGGGUAAAGCACCUAGUUCAGCUAGUAUACUUUGGGGAACAAAGUGUUCAAGGUUGUGCAUUGAUCCUGCUAUGUUACAUUGCUCUGAAUGUGCCAGACAGUGAAGAACUUGCUCAAGCCGAGGUACUAACUGUACUCGAAUGGGCAUCAAAGCAAGCCUCAUUGAUCCAAGAUGAAAAUGUUGAAAAAUUGUUGCCAGAGGCCAAAGGAAAGUUGGAGCUCUAUCAAUCAAGAGGAUCUAGGGGGUUCCGUUAA